AGAGGGAAAUAUGUUUCCAGUGUCCUUAAAACUUCAGCAUGCUUAGCAAAAACUUGAGAUGUACUCGGCAGUUUAACUAAGCGCCUGCCACUCACCUCAGAGAGUCAUGUCUGUGCGCAUCGGGCUUAACUUUCCAAUUUUCAGCAUCACCGCGUCUGUGGAAGUCAGAUGGCGAAGUUUGCGUUGCGCGUCGCCGGUUUCCCUCUUUGGGAAGUUUUAGAUUUGGGAUUCGGGACACACUACGGCAUGCGGUAUUGUACAACACUGUUUCAUUAAGCCUUUGACCAGCUAUUAAGGGACAUCCUGAUAUGGAAGUAAUGCAGCAACUGUGCCAUGUGUUGAAUGCACCAAACACCACGGAGGAGAAAUGAAGUAAGCGCGAUGGAGCCGGACAAUGCCCCGAUCUCCAAACUCAAAGCAGCUGGAGUCGGGGGGAGAGCUGUGUUUCUCUUUAUGGUCCUGUACUGUACCUGCUGUCUGGGGUUUGCACAAUCACAGUCUGAAGAUGUGGAUGUCCUGCAAAGGCUGGGAUUGCUCGGCAAAAGACCUUUAUUUGGAACACGCUCCACACCUCAAGGUGUCAUAUCAUUUAAAUCCGGAGUUAUCCUAACGCAGAGGGCGCGAAUCAACGUCCCGGUAAAAUCCAUCGUACCUGCGUCGUUGGGCACGACAUUUACGCUCAUCCUCAGCGUGUGUUCUCAUCGCAUUAACAGCGCUUUUCUCUUCACCAUUGCGACGAAGAGAAAAAGACUGCAGCUGGGAGUUCAAUUCAUCCCGGGGAAAGUUUUAGUUCAUUUGGGCCAGAACACUGUAUAUUUCAGUUACGAUGUCCACAAUGGCCAGUGGCACAACAUGGCUUUGGAAAUCCAAGCCGACAGUGUUACGUUAUAUACUUCUUGCGGGAAGACGAGCAUACAUGCAAAUUUGCAUUUUAAAAACGAGGAGACGCUGGAUCCGGAGGGCUCGUUUCGUUUGGGAAAAAUGAGCCAGAACUCUGUGCAGUUCGAAGGAGCCGUAUGCCAGUUUGAUAUACAUCCUUCUGCAAAGGCAGCUCAUAAUUAUUGUAAGUACAUUAAGAAACAAUGCAGGGAUGCUGAUACCUAUCGGCCAAACCUUCCUCCACUUCUUCCGCUGUUGCCUUUGGAUCCUAACGUGUCUGUCACCAUUCCGACACCGAUCGUCAGAUCAAACCCACUCGACAGACACUUUAGCCCUAGUUUACAAAUCAGUCAUGAAACUUCGCAAGGCCCAAACACAUCCGCUUUAACAUCAUCCGACCCUGUUACUGUCCUGUCUGUACCCAACACAGUGCCACCAACGUUAGCCCAGCCCACACUGCAGGCCAUGGCAUUAACUGUCACGGCCACCCUUGCAAGUGAAACAACACCAAAGCAAACUCAACAAAGCAGAUCUAAAAAGAACCUCCUGAGGCCGACUAUAAAUGAGAAAGUGUUACAACACAAUGCAACGGAUGUUACCAUCAAACCAACCAGGAAUAAAAUGGAUUUCCCGACUUCUGCAGGAACGAAACCUGAACAUUUAAGCACAUUUAGGACGUCGGACGUGACAACACUUCCAUCACAGAGAUCGCCACCGCAGGUGACCUUCCCCGAAGCCAGACCCACGUCUUUCACUCCUGUCACCCCUGCAGCUACAGACGGUCUCCAAACCUUUGACCUGGAACCAACCGAGUACUCCCUCUUGGCUGGGGCACCUGGGGCACCUGGUCUCAAAGGAGAACCUGGACCUCCGGGACCUCCAGGGCCUCCUGGCAAGCCCGGAUUACAUGGGAAAAGAGGGCCCAGGGGUCCUCCUGGUCCACAUGGAAAACCAGGACUUCCAGGCCCUCCCGGACCGAAGGGAAAAAAGGGAGACCUGGGAAUUUCACCGGGCAGAACGCCAAGUGGAAUAAAAGGGGACCCUGGAAUAUUAGGACUACCUGGACUUAUUGGUCAAGCUGGUCGGAAGGGACAAAAAGGCCACCCUGGUCCACCUGGCCACCCAGGAGAUCAAGGAGAAAGAGGACCUGAUGGAAGCCCGGGUGCCAAAGGUUAUCCUGGCAGGCAGGGUUUGCCAGGACCUAUAGGAAACGUGGGACCGAAGGGAGCACAGGGCUUCAUUGGAAUGUCGGGCGUCUUCGGUCUCCCCGGUCCUGAUGGAGAAAGAGGUUUACCUGGCGUUCCUGGGAAGAAGGGCAAGAUGGGUAGGCCGGGCUUUCCGGGUGAUUUGGGGGAACGAGGACCACCGGGACCCGACGGAAACCCCGGCGAGAUGGGGUCUCCAGGUCCAGUUGGCAUCCCAGGCCUUAUUGGUGACAUGGGCUCUUCUGGAAUUGUGGGUCUUCCUGGAACAGUGGGACUGAAGGGCGUGCCAGGAAACCCAGGGGAACCAGGACUGAAAGGUGAUAAGGGUGAAGUCGGGUUGCCAGGCCAACUAGGAGAACCUGGAUUUCAAGGUGACAAGGGCAUUCUAGGUUUACCCGGUUCACCAGGUAUUCAAGGGAAGCCAGGGCCACAGGGGAAGCGUGGUGAUCCCGGGCCGGCUGGUUUGCAAGGUCCACCUGGUCCUGAGGGUUUUCCAGGAGAUAUUGGAGCACCAGGACUGAACGGUGUCGAGGGCCUUAAGGGGACAGCAGGAGCGAGAGGGAUUCCAGGUCCUAGAGGAGUUUCUGGCCCGGAGGGCGAUCAGGGCCCAACCGGACCAGCCGGACCUCCGGGACUGGAGGGCAGACCGGGGAGGAAAGGUUUCCCUGGGAGUCCAGGGGAAGAUGGAAUGAAGGGUGAGCCCGGGACUACUGGAGGGGCUGGGAUGCUUGGUGAGAGGGGCCUUUUCGGAUUCAUUGGGCCUGUUGGAGAGACGGGGCUUGCUGGAGAAAAGGGGGAUCGUGGUGAGAUUGGGCUUCCAGGGCCACCUGGAGAAAAUGGCUCAAUGGGACACCCAGGGGUUCCAGGUGAAAGAGGACCAUCUGGACCACCAGGUACACCAGGGCCUCCCGGUUCCAGGGGACUCGAUGGCACCAGGGGACCCAAAGGCCAAAGGGGUGCAAGAGGACCAGAUGGAGCAGUUGGCGAAAAAGGGUUGAUGGGAAUCCAGGGUCCCGAUGGGCCACCAGGAAGAGAGGGUUUCCCUGGACCGAUGGGUAAAAUUGGUGAGACUGGUGAAGCUGGACCCAACGGAUUUCCAGGUGUUCAAGGACCAACUGGGACUCCCGGAGCAAAGGGGAUUUUAGGUGAACCUGGUCUGUCAGGGCCUCCUGGAAUAUCAGGUCCAUUGGGUGAGCUUGGAGCAGUGGGUCUGCCGGGAAAGGUUGGGGAGCAGGGCUUACCAGGUGAACCAGGAGAGAAGGGUGCGAUUGGAUCUCCUGGGAAUAUGGGAGAACAAGGUCUUGUUGGACCUAGAGGAGACCCUGGUCUUGAUGGGGAGGCUGGUCCGAGCGGUCCUGAUGGUGCCAAGGGUGAAAAGGGCGAUAUCGGAAUGGAGGGUGAAACGGGUGAAAGGGGAACCAUCGGAUUUAAAGGAGAGGAAGGACGUCCUGGAGAUCCUGGCUUGACGGGCUUCAAGGGCCCUGAGGGCAAACUUGGAAAAAUUGGCGAGAGGGGAAAACCAGGCGAGAAGGGCAGCAAAGGUCAUCAAGGUCACCUUGGCGAGACUGGACCAAUUGGAGCGCAGGGCGUUGCGGGCUUCAUCGGGCCAAAAGGAAGCAGAGGAACAACUGGAUUCAUGGGUGCUCCUGGGAAAAUGGGUCUGCCGGGAGAACCGGGUUUAGUGGGAUAUGAAGGUCACCAAGGAACACAAGGUCCGUUGGGAUCCCCAGGACCGAAAGGUGAAAAGGGUGAGCAAGGAGAUGACGGGAAGAUUGAAGGUCCACCUGGUCCACCAGGUGACAUCGGGCCUGUCGGCAACAGAGGAGACCGAGGAGAACCGGGUGACCCUGGAUACCCAGGUCAUGAAGGUGUGCCAGGUGAAAGAGGAAAACAGGGUGCUCCUGGACUUCCUGGACAUAUUGGACCCAAAGGUUUCUCAGGCCCCAAGGGAUCCAAAGGCAAUAAAGGUCCAAAAGGCAAAAACGGUCUUCGUGGUACAUCUGGGGGUCGAGGGUCACCUGGUACCUUUGGUCUUCCUGGCCCUAGAGGAGUAAUUGGUCGCGAGGGUCUUGAGGGCAAUCCUGGGAUAGAUGGACCUCCAGGGAAAGAUGGUGCUAAAGGAAUGCCAGGUGAGCACGGAACCGAUGCCGAAGUUGGAAUGCCAGGAAAACCAGGUCCUCGAGGUGAAACAGGUGCGCAAGGUUUGCCAGGAAUUCAAGGAUCUUUUGGGCCAAAGGGUGAAAGGGGCCUUCCUGGCCAAAUCGGACCUCCAGGCAAGAGAGGAUUUAAUGGAGGGAUGGGAUUUCCUGGACAACGAGGUGAACGAGGGGUCAAAGGGCAACCUGGUGAUGCUGGUGAACGAGGGCUUCCUGGAGUUUUUGGAAUGUUUGGACCAAAGGGUCCACCAGGAGACCUUGGGCCAGUGGGCAUCCAGGGCCCGAAGGGUCCUCAGGGUUUAAUGGGUAUGCAAGGAGCCAUCGGACCCGUCGGGAUCAUUGGGCCUAGCGGUAAUCAUGGGCCGCAAGGAGACAAAGGAAGUAAAGGGGAAAUGGGUGCUCAGGGACCAAGGGGACCUCCAGGUCCUCGCGGACCACCUGGACCUCCAGGUCCUCCUGGUGUAUCUCUUGCUCUUGAAAACGAGGCGCUUGGUGCUGCUUUGCAUCUUAUUGUUGAUUCCCGCUCAGCAUUUAGGUCUGAGUUUUAUCAAGACACGGACCUUCCCAUGUUGGACCAGGGAGCCGAGAUCCUUAAGACCCUGCACUACCUCAGUACCCUCAUCCACAGCAUCAAGAACCCGUUGGGAACGCAGGAGAAUCCGGCCAGGGUGUGUCGAGAUCUGUUCGAUUGCGAGCAAAGGUUGAAUGACGGUUCUUAUUGGAUCGAUCCUAAUCUGGGCUGUUCCUCUGAUAAUAUUGAGGUGACCUGUAACUUCACCAGUGGAGGACAGACCUGUCUUAAACCAGUAGCUGUUUCCAAGUUGGAGAUGGGCGUGAGUCUGAUCCAGAUGAACUUCAUCCAUCUCCUGAGCUCUGAAGCCGUACAGAUGAUCACCAUACACUGCCUGAACGUCCCCGUUUGGGCAUCAGGGGAUUCCAACACCCCCUCCUCCAGUGCAGUGUAUUUUAAAGCCUGGAACGGACAGAUCAUCGAGUCGGGGGGCUUCAUCGAGCCCGAGCCGAUAAAGGAUGAGUGUUGGAUCACAGAUGGCCGAUGGCAUCAGACACAGUUUGUUUUCCGGACGCAGGACCCGAACCUGCUGCCCAUUGUGGAGGUCUACAACCUGCCCGGCACUAAACCCGGCUCACAUUACCACCUGGAGGUGGGACCGGUGUGCUUUUUAUAACAAAGCAACAAUGGAAUCCCUAAAUACACCUUCAAUUGAUUUUGGGGAAUUACAGAGGCACUCUUUAUGCGAGGCCCAUGACAUUGGCAUAGAUUAUAAAUGAACUCUCUUCUCAAGCCUAGACUGCAGACGUUAUACACGAGAAAUCUGGAUCUGCUUUGGAGAAAAUAAGACUCCUGCUAGCGGCUCUGGAGGACAGAUGCUCUGUUCCUUUUUAUUAAAAAACAAGGCCUGGAUGUUUGUUUAGAUGUGCUUAUAAAACGUUUUUUGGGACUGUUAGAAGUCUUAAUUUAUUCAUAUAGUUGUUUUCUUGUUCCCCUGAUUCAUGUGGGGAAACUAAACGGAACAAUGAGGACGUUUAUUUGUGUCAAAGUACUUAUUUUAUAUGUUAUACAUGAUCAUGUGUAUUUAUACGUGUGCAAAUGUACAUUUUCUGUAAAGUGCAAUAGGGAAUGAAGAAUUGUUUUUAAGAUGAAUCUUUUAUUUGGCUGUCAUGUGUCAGUAAGGUUUAGGUUUGAAACAAGAAACAUACUUCACCCAAGUAUGUGAACACAAACGCUUGAUUCGUACCCAAAGGUGUUGGGUACUUUCUCAACAUUACCACAAAGGGGCGCUAUUUUUCAGGUUAAAGACUUUCAUAGCAGAGCUGCAUUUAAAGGAAAAGUUCACCUCAAAAUCUAAAUUGUGUUAUUUUUUACUCACCCA
Molecule: messenger RNA, 6132 nt
Organism: Triplophysa rosa
Lineage: Eukaryota; Metazoa; Chordata; Actinopteri; Cypriniformes; Nemacheilidae
Gene: col27a1b
Product: collagen, type XXVII, alpha 1b
Exons: 61
Coding region: 343-5427 (1694 amino acids)
Molecular function (GO): extracellular matrix structural constituent
Source: RefSeq, a predicted model, not a curated record